Molecule: messenger RNA, 1398 nt
Organism: Saprolegnia diclina VS20
Lineage: Eukaryota; Oomycota; Saprolegniomycetes; Saprolegniales; Saprolegniaceae
Exons: 4
Coding region: 1-1398 (465 amino acids)
Cellular component (GO): membrane; endoplasmic reticulum
Molecular function (GO): long-chain fatty acid-CoA ligase activity
Source: RefSeq, a predicted model, not a curated record
AUGUUGUGCGGCCCGACCAACCGCCUCGAGGCCCCGGCCAUGUACUCGCGCGCCGACCCGGCACCUGCGAGCGGCGACGGCGCCAUCUACAUGAACCUGGCCUCGCAAGAGUCCAAGCUCGACGUCAUGACGCUCAUCGAGAGCCUCCAAAAGACGGUUGCAGCGCACCCCAACCGCCCGUUCCUCGGCCACCGCCCGAUCAAUGCCGACGGCGCCGCGGGUCCGUACGUAUGGCAGACGUACGGCGAGUGCGCAACGCGUAUCGAGAACCUUGCCAAGGGCCUCCUCAAGCACAAGAUGGUCGACGCCUCGGAGCAAGGCCACAAGUUCCUCGGCAUCUACAUGAAGAACCGACCCGAGUGGGUGCUCUCGCAGUACGCUGCGUUCUUUGCCGGCGCGAUGGUUGUGCCCAUCUACGACACGCUCGGCGCCACGUCGACGACGUACAUCCUCAACCAAACGCUCGUGGGUACCGUCGUCUGCACCUGCGCUGAGGUCGAGAGCCUCCUCGCCAAGGCGUCUGGCGCACCGACACUGCGUCACAUCGUCCUCGCCGACGUCACGGUGCUCGAGGCGUCGCUCGCCGAGCGCGUGUCGGCGGCGGGUCUGCAGCUCUGGACGCUCGGUGACAUUGAAGCGGCCGGCGCCAUGGAGACGGAGGCACCGCCGGCAUCGGCCAAGCCCGACGAUGUGUGCAUGCUCAUGUACACGAGUGGCACGACGGGGGAUCCCAAGGGUGCGAUGAUCACGCACGGCAACCUCAACGCCGUGCGCUACGGCAUGGUCGAGCAGCUCUGCAUGUCGCCGUCCGUGGCCACCAUGCUCCACGGGGAGCCGAGCGUUCUGUCGUUUUUGCCCCUUGCGCACGUUGCCGAGCAGACGAUGCACGCCGCCUACGUUUACCUCGGCGGCGCCAUUGGCUUCUCCCAAGGCAACACGCUCAAGCUCGUCGAGGACGUCCAGGCGCUGCGCCCGACGUUCUUCCUCGCCGUGCCCCGGCUCCUCAACAAGAUGUACGACAAGAUCACUGAAGGCGCGGCGGCGGCCGGUGGCGUCAAGGCCUGGCUCUUCCAGACCGCGCUCAACACCAAGCUCGCCAACCUUGCGCAGGGCGAGACGUCCCACGCUGUCUACGACGCGCUCAUCUUUUCCAAGCUCAAGGCUAAAUUGGGCCUCGACCGCUGUGCGCUUUUGGCCACGGGCGCGGCGCCGCUUCCGGCGCACGUGCUCUCGUUCUUCCGCGUCUUCCUCGGCUGCACGUGCACCGAGUUGUACGGCCAGACCGAGACGACGGGCGCGACCAACUUGACUGACUUUCGUGAUCUCGACGCCGGUACCGUUGGCUCGCCCAUGGUGACGGCCGACGUCAAGCUUGUCUCCGUGCCCGACAUGGGGUAA